Homalodisca vitripennis (glassy-winged sharpshooter) is the source of this 2542-nucleotide messenger RNA. It is a transcript of the gene Hsc70-3, whose product is annotated as endoplasmic reticulum chaperone BiP. NCBI's taxonomy places the organism in Eukaryota, Metazoa, Arthropoda, Insecta, Hemiptera, Cicadellidae. Gene Ontology annotation, cellular component: cytoplasm; membrane; nucleus. Gene Ontology annotation, molecular function: ATP hydrolysis activity; ATP binding; heat shock protein binding. The coding region runs from base 174 to 2153 and encodes 659 amino acids. Gene Ontology annotation, biological process: cellular response to unfolded protein; protein refolding; endoplasmic reticulum unfolded protein response. The transcript is spliced from 11 exons. The record is from RefSeq and is a predicted model, not a curated record.
GAUGUGGAACUAGGAACUAGAAGUCCCGUUGUCUGUGAAACAUCACUAUCUUGAAAUUUGGUGUCAGUGUCAGAAGUCUAGGUAUUGGAGUUAGUCUGAGUUCUCUCGUUAGAAAGUUUUACUAGCACGUAUUAUAUUCUUCUUAUUCAACACAUAGGAGUUCAUCUUUAAAGAUGAAAAAAAUGGGACACUCAUCCCUUAUUUUUCUUGGAAUAGUUUUUAUAUCUGCUUGUAGAGGAGCUACAGAUGAAAAGAAUAAAGAUGUUGGUACUGUUGUAGGAAUAGAUCUUGGAACAACAUACUCAUGUGUUGGUGUGUACAAGAAUGGAAGGGUUGAAAUUAUCGCCAAUGACCAGGGAAACCGAAUCACGCCUUCAUAUGUAGCUUUUACAAAUGAGGGGGAGCGUUUGAUUGGAGAUGCUGCCAAGAACCAGUUGACAACAAAUCCAGAAAAUACUGUCUUUGAUGCCAAGAGAUUGAUUGGCAGAGACUGGAGUGAUGCAACUGUGCAGCAGGACAUCAAGUUUUUCCCUUUUAAGGUGAUAGAGAAAAACAGCAAGCCACACAUUCAGGUUGCAACAGCACAGGGCACUAAAGUCUUCGCUCCUGAAGAAAUUUCAGCUAUGGUUCUUGGCAAGAUGAAGGAGACUGCUGAAGCCUACUUGGGAAAGAAGGUAACACAUGCUGUUGUAACUGUACCUGCCUACUUCAAUGAUGCCCAGAGACAGGCUACCAAGGACGCGGGAACUAUCUCCGGCCUGGUCGUUAUGAGGAUCAUCAACGAGCCCACGGCCGCUGCUAUUGCGUAUGGCUUGGACAAGAGGGAGGGAGAGAAGAAUGUGUUGGUCUUUGAUCUGGGUGGUGGUACUUUCGAUGUGUCUCUCCUAACCAUCGAUAAUGGUGUAUUUGAGGUGGUAUCUACUAAUGGAGACACUCAUUUGGGUGGAGAAGACUUUGAUCAGAGGGUCAUGGAUCACUUCAUUAAGUUGUACAAGAAGAAGAAGGGCAAGGAUAUCAGAAAAGAUAACAGAGCUGUGCAGAAACUGAGACGAGAGGUUGAGAAGGCCAAACGUGCCCUUUCAUCCAGCCAUCAAGUCAGGAUUGAGAUUGAAAGCUUCUUUGAGGGUGAUGAUUUCUCUGAGACUCUGACCAGAGCCAAGUUUGAAGAACUGAACAUGGAUUUGUUCAGAUCAACCAUGAAGCCUGUACAGAAAGUUUUGGAAGAUGCGGACAUGAACAAAAAGGAUGUCGAUGAAAUUGUUUUGGUUGGUGGUAGCACACGAAUCCCCAAAGUCCAACAGUUGGUGAAGGAAUUUUUCAAUGGAAAAGAACCCUCAAGAGGAAUUAACCCUGAUGAAGCCGUGGCGUAUGGAGCGGCAGUGCAGGCAGGAGUACUGUCAGGAGAACAGGACACAGAUGCCAUUGUACUCUUGGAUGUCAACCCUCUCACCAUGGGUAUCGAAACUGUGGGUGGAGUUAUGACCAAGCUCAUCCCCAGGAACACCGUCAUCCCAACUAAGAAAUCUCAGAUCUUCUCGACAGCUUCAGACAACCAACACACAGUCACUAUUCAGGUUUAUGAGGGAGAACGGCCCAUGACAAAAGAUAACCAUUUACUAGGAAAGUUCGAUCUGACUGGAAUCCCUCCUGCCCCCAGAGGAGUGCCCCAGAUUGAAGUUACCUUUGAAAUUGACGCCAACGGUAUUCUUCAGGUGUCUGCUGAAGACAAAGGAACUGGAAACCGGGAAAAGAUUGUCAUCACUAAUGAUCAGAACAGGCUCACACCUGAUGACAUUGAGAGGAUGAUCAAGGAUGCUGAGAAGUUUGCAGAUGAUGACAAAAAACUGAAAGAAAGAGUUGAAGCAAGGAACGAACUAGAGUCUUAUGCAUAUUCUCUCAAGAACCAGCUCGGUGACAAAGAAAAGCUAGGUGCCAAGGUUAGUGAAAGUGACAAGGCAAAAAUGGAAGAAGCAAUUGAUGAGAAGAUAAAGUGGUUAGAAGAUAACCAGGAUUCAGAAGCAGAAAAUUACAGGAAACAGAAGAAGGAGCUAGAAGACAUUGUACAGCCCAUCAUCGCCAAACUGUACCAGGGAGCGGGUGGAGCACCACCUCCAGCGGGCGGAGAUGAAGACGAUGUCAAGGAUGAGCUUUGAAGACUGCACAUACGAUUAGUGUAAUUUUGACAUUUAAACUGUGUUCCUUUGUCUAACAGCGGAAUUGUGUGAAAUUGGUUUACAGUAUUUCAUCCCGACUGUAUGUAAUGUUUUAUAAGAUGAAACAUUUAUCAUCAUUUCCCCCCUCUCUCUUUUUUAAGUCAUUUUGUACAGAUAAAUAGACUCGAAACUGUAGAUGAAUAUAUUAGUUAUGUUUUGUUAUUUAUUUUGUAUGAAGACUGUGACUCGACAGGUAUAAUAACACAUCUCCAAACAUUUUGUAUUUAUUUUGUUGUCAUUAUAUCUGUCGAUAUAAACCCUCAGUUUGUAUGAAGUGUGUGGUCUUGUAUGUAUGUCGGUGAUUUAGUAAAUAGUUUUUUGUAAACUGA